Messenger RNA from Notothenia coriiceps (black rockcod), 1014 nucleotides. Its product is annotated as smoothelin-like protein 2. The record is from RefSeq and is a predicted model, not a curated record. Bases 349 to 1014 code for a protein of 221 amino acids. The transcript has 2 exons. Lineage: Eukaryota; Metazoa; Chordata; Actinopteri; Perciformes; Nototheniidae.
CGAGCCAGAUAGAGGAGUGAUCAACCUGAGAGUUUAAACAAACCAGAGCCGGCAGCGCAGAGCCGGCAGCGCAGAGCAGACACACUAUCUUUCUCACACACACACACACACACACACACACACACACACACACACACACACUCAUACAGCUGUUCAGCGCUGAGGGAACUCACCGGAGAGUACAGCUGAGACAGUGAGACAUCUGUACCGGCAAACUUUCACCUCCUAACCCCUAUCCAUCAAUCCCCCCUGCAGCCAAACCCUGACCGAAGCAUCGCAUUCUCCAGACGAUCUGACUGUCAGACGUGAGAUCUCAGACUGAGAGGCUGUCUGGCUACAUCUGCACCGAUGGAAGCCCCUACCCUGGCUGGGAUGGCAGACUUGUGUUGCCCCCGGUCUUCUUCUCCAGAGGGGGAGACCGUAUGUGCAGCUUUAGCCCGUUAUGAGAAUACUCUCCGGGACGCUAUCAGGGAGAUCCACGUGGACGUCAACGCAUUUAAGCUGGGCAUGGAGUGUCGUCUGGAGGAGACAGCCAACCUGAGCGGGCCUCUUGGACGAGCGGUGGCUCAGCUCCAGCAGGAGAACCGGCAGCUCAGGAGUCAGCUGGAGGCUCUUACUCUACAGGUGGAGCUCCUUAGUGGGAUGACAUGUGACAGGAGCACCGCGCUCAACGGCCACAAUCACAGUUCGAAUCACAAGAACCUCCUCAGUGACAUUCAGGAGAACCAUCAGGAGGUAAAAGAGGUGAUCUAUGGGAAGGGUGAGGCUCUCCUCCACGUCCAGCCCUGUGUUCCGGGGGGCCAAGCCCAGACCCACAGUGGCCUCAGCAGCCAGGCGUCCACACCUUCUACCUUGUUAUCCUUGCCCAUCUCCAGCAGCCCUCCUGUGGGCUCCAGAGUUUCCUCCAUGGUGACGGGCCCGGUAUCAAGCAGCAGCCCCUCCACUGCCCGCUUCUCCAGCCGAGCCACAUUUGCAGUUUCAAGCAAGACUAAUGUGAGUACUGUAUGUUUGUAG